This is a messenger RNA of Trichobilharzia regenti, 231 nucleotides long. NCBI's taxonomy places the organism in Eukaryota, Metazoa, Platyhelminthes, Trematoda, Strigeidida, Schistosomatidae. The record is from the annotation of a GenBank genome assembly.
AUGAACACAUAUCUACUUCUGUUUGUUGCAUUUGCUUUUCUUGCUGUUCAACUUCCAAGCACACUUGGAUACUCAGAUACUGAUGAACUUGAUGCCUUCCAAGAUUAUCCAAGUUUCGGUUAUCCACCAGUCUACAAUCGAUAUGCUGAAUAUCGUAAACGUGGAAUUCGUAAUAUGCGAAUGGGAAAACGUUCAGAAUAUCAUCCAAUGAAAGCAAUUUCAACAGAAUAA